Messenger RNA from Gregarina niphandrodes, 318 nucleotides. RefSeq lists its product as hypothetical. Bases 1 to 318 code for a protein of 105 amino acids. The transcript has a single exon. Lineage: Eukaryota; Apicomplexa; Conoidasida; Eugregarinorida; Gregarinidae. The record is from RefSeq and is a predicted model, not a curated record.
AUGAAUGAUAAGGUGGAGCUGGCUGAUGACGGACAAGACUUCAACACAAAAAUUCACGCCUUCAAGAACUAUUUCUGUUACCGGCAUGACUAUUGGUUCAGUGUGGAUCUGUUUACUGACUCGUCGUCAGCGGACCUGGCCCUGCACGAUUCCAAGACGCACAAAAUGAGAAUGUCACCGUUUACCCGAAUUGAUAACUUGGGAGUUAUAAGUCGCUUUUUCGCGGCCAUGGCCUUUGACGAUGAGAUGCCUUUCCUUGUGGAAGACGCCGCAGCGGCUGUAACCACUGCAUCGAGCGAUGACGACCUAGAUCAAUAA